Molecule: messenger RNA, 3678 nt
Organism: Budorcas taxicolor (takin)
Lineage: Eukaryota; Metazoa; Chordata; Mammalia; Artiodactyla; Bovidae
Gene: DGKK
Product: diacylglycerol kinase kappa
Exons: 28
Coding region: 1-3678 (1225 amino acids)
Biological process (GO): lipid phosphorylation; diacylglycerol metabolic process; intracellular signal transduction
Molecular function (GO): ATP-dependent diacylglycerol kinase activity
Source: RefSeq, a predicted model, not a curated record
AUGGACCGCGGAGCUGCCGCGGCCCAGGGCACUGCCCCGCCUCAGGAUGGAGAGCAACCCGCGGAAUCUCCAGAGCCGCCGCCGCCGUGGCCGCCGCCGCAGCCGCCGCUCCUGCGGUCGCCGCCGGCGCGGGCUCCUCGGCUGCUCUGCGCGCCUUCGCCGGAACCGGCACCGCAGUUCUGUCCCGAGCUUGCUCCAGAACCUGGUCUGGAGGCGACCCCAGAACCAGCCUCAGAACUCGACACAGAACCGAUCCUAGAACCAGAUAGAGAACCAGCCCCAGAUCCAGCCCCUGAGCCGAUCCCAGUACCAGCCGUAGAACCGGCCCCCGAGCCGGCCCCAGUACCAGCCAGAGAACCAGCCACAGAGUCCUGCCCUGAGCCGGCUCAAGUGUCCCGUCUGGAGCAGAGCCCAGCACCACAUUUAUUGCAGUGUCCGGUGGUCGCUCCAGAGAAGGGUCUAAGGACCUCGCCAACGCCGCGAACACCAGUGCCAGUGCCACUGUCCAGUAUAAAGAAAAUACUGAAGGAAGGACCUCUGCUAAAGAACUGUAACUCAUUCAAGAGAUGGAAGCUUAGAUAUUUUCUGGUUCGAGGACAAAGGCUCUGCUUUGCACACCAUCCUGCGUUUGCACGCUUUGAAACAAUUGAUUUGUCUCAAGUUGCCUUGGCAGAAAGCAGCUGUAGAAACCCUUGCCACAGUUUUUGCGUGAUCACACCACAACGAAAAGUUACGCUGGCUGCACCCAAUCGGAAAGACAUGGAAGAAUGGAUUAACGUCAUAAAAACCGUGCAACAGGGAGAAAUUCGUAAGAUACCUGCAGCAGAAAACAACCCUUUUCUUGUUGGAAUGCACUACUGGUAUUCGAGCCAUAGUCCCCGGACCCAGCACUGCAAUGUUUGUCGGGGGAGCAUUCCUGCCUUAUCUCGAAAUGUUAUCAUCUGUGAAGUGUGCAAAGUAAAGUCUCACAGAUUAUGUGCUUUAAGAGCAAACAAAGAUUGCAAAUGGAAUACAUUAUCCAUUACUGAUGACCUCCUCAUGCCUGCAGAUGAAAAAACCAUGCCUCAUCAGUGGGUAGAAGGAAACAUAUCUGCCAGUUCUCAGUGUGCAGUAUGUCAGGAGAACUGUGGCAGUUACCAGAGACUUCAAGAUUUCCGGUGUCUCUGGUGUAAUUCUACGGUGCAUGAUGACUGCAGGAGACGGUUUUCCAAGGAAUGCUGGUUUGGAAGUCAUCGAUCAUCAGUCAUUCCUCCCACUGCCCUGAGCGACCCCAAAGGUGAUGGCCAAUUAGUAGUAUCUCCAGACUUUUGGCAUCUUGAUUGGUCUUCAGCCUGUUCAUGCCCCCUUCUCAUCUUCAUCAACUCCAAAAGCGGCGAUCAUCAAGGGAUCGUCUUCCUCCGGAAAUUCAAGCAGUACCUUAACCCAUCUCAAGUGUUUGACCUGUCGAAGGGUGGACCUGAAGCCGGGCUCUGCAUGUUCAAGAACUUUGCUCGCUUUCGCGUGGUGGUUUGUGGUGGAGAUGGCAGUGUGAGCUGGGUCUUAUCUCUGAUUGAUGCCUUUGGAUUACAUGAACAGUGUCAGCUGGCAGUCAUCCCUCUUGGAACUGGUAAUGACCUGGCCCGUGUCCUCGGCUGGGGUGCAUUCUGGAACAAAAACAAGUCACCUCUGAACAUCCUCAACAGAGUAGAGCAAGCUGGUGUGAGGAUUCUAGACAGAUGGAGUGUGAUGAUCCGUGAGACUCCCAGACAAACCCCAUUGCUAAGAGGGCAAGUUGAAAUGGACGUACCCCGAUUUGAGGCUGCUGCCAUCCAACACUUAGAAUCUGCAUCCACUGAGUUAAACAAAAUCCUGAAGGCCAAGUACCCGACAGAGACGAUUAUCGCAACCAGAUUCCUGUGCUCAGCAGUGGAAGAUUUUGUGGUUGAUAUUGUAAAGGCCUGGAGCCGGAUAAAGCAGAACAAUACAGCAAUAGAGUCUGUCAUUUUGAAAAGCGACUUAAUGUACGACAAGCUCAGUGUCCUGAUUGAUAUCCUUGCUGAGGAUCCAGCUGCUGAGAAGAGUGCCAAAGCACAUAAAGAAAGUGCCAAGGCAGAUGGAAAGCCCUCCAUCCCUGAAAUAGACCACAUAGCCAAGUGCAAGUUGGAACUGGCUACAAAGGCCCAGAAUCUCCAAAAGUCAUUGAAACUCAUCAUAUUCCAAGUUGAACAAGUUCUUGAUGAGCAAAGCCGACAGACAAUAUCAGUUAAGAACUUCAGUUCAACUUUCUUCCUAGAAGAUGACUCAGAAGAUAUUAACCAGAUGAGCCCAAGACACCGUUCUCGUCUUGGUACUCUGUCUUCUAUAUCUUCUCUCAAAAGUGAAGACCUAGAAAACCUCAAUUUGGAGCACUUAUAUUUUACACCUGAAACUAUACGCUUCAAAGAAAAGCGUGUCAUGAACAACUAUUUUGGAAUUGGACUAGAUGCUAAAAUUUCUCUGGAAUUCAACACCAGAAGAGAUGAACACCCAGGACAAUACAAUAGCCGCUUUAAGAACAAGAUGUGGUAUGGCCUUCUGGGAAGCAAGGAACUCUUUCAGCGCUCUUACAGGAAACUGGAAGAACGAGUGCACCUGGAGUGUGAUGGAGAGGCCAUCUCCUUGCCAAAUCUGCAAGGCAUUGUAGUGCUCAACAUUACCAGCUAUGCCGGAGGCGUCAACUUUUGGGGAAGCAGCACGGCAACCACAGAAUAUGAGGCUCCUGCGAUAGAUGAUGGGAAGCUAGAAGUAGUGGCAAUCUUUGGUUCUGUACAGAUGGCAAUGUCUCGUAUCAUCAACCUCCAUCAUCAUCGCAUCGCCCAGUGCCGUGAGGUGAUGAUAACUAUCAAUGGUGAAGAAGGUGUCCCAGUGCAGGUGGAUGGGGAGGCCUGGGUUCAGAGGCCAGGCCUUAUCAAGAUUAGAUACAAGAACACUGCUCAGAUGUUGACCAGAGAUCGGGACUUUGAGAACUCAAUGAAAAUGUGGGAGUGCAAGCAUUCUGAAAUCCAAGCUGCCUCUCAACCCCAGCUGGAUUCCCAGGAAUCUCAAGAUAGCCUCUCUGAUGAGGAGUAUGCCCAGAUGCAGCACUUAACUCGGCUUGCAGAAAACCUCAUCAGCAGACUUACUGACCUGAGCAAGGUCCACCAGCAUGUGUCUGUCCUCAUGGAUUCUGUGAAUGCCAGUGCUAACACCCUAAAUGAAGUAUUUUACAAACAAGAGAGUGGCAAUGAGACAGCUGCAGCUUCCUGCACUCCCAUUGAGACUUUAACCAGAAAUGAUGCAGUAGAUGUUACAUUUAGUCUUAAAGGGCUCUACGAUGACACCAAAGCUUUCCUGGAUGAAAACUUGCUGAGAAACGCUGAAUAUGAGGCCACACUGAAAAUUUCCCUGGAUGCCAUGAAUAAGGAGUUUGAAAAGCUAUCCAAGAUUGACUGGAUGAAUUCAAUCCUUUUCCCAGAGGAAAAGUCCUCAGACACUGACAGCAAAAGCUUCAGAUUGAAAGUUAAGUUCCCCAAAUUGGGGAAAAAGAACUCAGAAGAGGAAUACAAGCCUAAAUCAGGCCAAGGCAUCCCAGGUUUUAUUGGAAAUUUGUGGCAUCACAGACAUCAUGAAGAUGAAGCAAAAUAUGAUGAUUCUCCAACACCAUCAGGAUCUCAACUAUAA